AUGGCCCAGCCAGCAACCCAGCCAUCCCGCCGAAACCUUCGCAGCCAAGGCGACGCGCUUCUGGACGGUCCCGCCGACGUCGUCACCAACCAACCUCAGCCGACUCCUACUCUCCCCUCCGGCCCAAGCCUCCAGUCCGAAGUCGACAUUAGGCCGAGUAACUUCCAACCUCCUCCGUCUAUUGAUGACACUCCGACUAGUGAACACCACAUCACGACUCAUCAGGAUCUCGUCCACGGUCCCGCUCCCACGGUCGGAUACCUAAUGCAUCAGAACCAAUCUUUGCUGUCCUCGCUCGCCGAGAUGCGCGACGAGAUGCGCUCCCUCCGCCUCAGCCAAUCCCGCGACACCACCCCGGUGUCCCCUCCGUCGCGCCCUCACGCGCCAAAGCUCAAACAUGAAAUGUUUCCCAAGUUCCGUGGCCAAGACAAUGAGGACGUCGACACCUGGGUCACCUCCGUUACUGCCAUUUUCGAGUUCUCCGGCGCCGCCGACACAGACCUGCUCCUCCUCCUCCCUGCCCUUUUACAAGGUUCCGCGCAGCGAUGGUUUACCAACCUCGAGCCAGAGCGCCGCCGGUCUCUGUGCACAUGGUCGCAAUGGUCCGAAGCCAUCCGUUCUGUCUACCUCGGUGCCAACCACGCCUCUCGUUUGAGAAACAAAUGCAUUUUCCGCCGGCUCAAAACUACGGACGGUCUCUCCAAAGACAUCUACCCCGCAGGCACUCCCGACGUCGACCGCAUCGACGAUAUCAUCAACGGUCUCCCCGAGCACAUGCGGAAACUGGCGCGUAUUGACGCCCAGCUCCACCCCAACCUCGACGAUUUCCGUCGCGCUCUCAUCGACGGCGAGUCCUCCAUGCGACCUGAGCUCAAACAAAAUCGCCGUCGCCAGGAUAAGGCCCCUCCCACGUCGCAAAAUAAGCAUCAGCAGCGUGACGAUAAAAACUCCUCUUCCACUCUCUCGUCCCCGAGAACUCCGUGUCGUUUCUGCCAGGGUCCGCACUGGAACCGCGACUGUCCUCAACAGGCAACUGCACCUCCCCGUCCCACGCAGACUAUGGCCCAGCCCAACCCGUCGCCCUCAACUGCCCCGACCUACGGCAACUUCCGUCUGGCUUCUCGCCCCGACAGCGAUAGGCCACUCGGUUUCCGACCCGCGCCAGCCUCCGCUAACGGUACCCCUCUCGGGAGCCGGUCCUCAUCGGUGGAGACAACGUCAGGGCCGAUAAAAAGUAUUACUGUAUCAGGAGCGGUAUCGCUGGGUUCUACAGUAGCGGAGCUGGGCACUGAGACGGUCGGUGGAGUCGACACGUGGAACGCGAGAGGGGCACGCGAGAGGGGAGGAGACUCGAGGAAUGUGGGUAGAGGAGGCUCGCUGAGCCUUGGGAUAAGAGACUCGAGGAGUCUGGUUGGAGGAGGCUCGCUGAGCCUGGGGAUAGGAGUCUCGAGGAGUCUGAGUAGAGGGCGAAGAAGUGGGCCGUACGAACACGGUGUAUCCACCAUAUGGUUAUACACAUGUCAUUGUACGGCAAACAGCAGCGGGAAGAAGGUUGAGAGUCCCCGAAAACCUCCUCAGACACACGAACAGCAGACCACUCUUUCCUGUUUUUAUGGCAAUGAGUCAUGGUAGAAAGCUGCUUCUAGACCAAUUUGCUUGCACGGUAAUCGACACCAGAAAUUGAGAAAAGUUCGAUCCGAAUAGACCGAUGAAACGAAGAGACCGAUAGAAACGGAGGCAUGCACAGCUGGCUACCUGCGGCAAGGGUAAUUAUGGAGGGUAUGGCAGCCUGGACAGCAGCACACCGUCACUUAGAACGGUCUACUAGAGAUACAAACCAAAGAGGGCCUUCAUUAUGAGCCUGGGCCUCAUAAGUCACAGGCGCAUGGCAGAAUUGUGGAGCGUCCAUGCAGACUAGAUGAGCGCAGCAGUGCAUGCAGUAACGAGAUGAUAUCGAGGUGCGACCCCAACCGAGAUCUGGCG
Messenger RNA from Cryptococcus amylolentus CBS 6039, 1983 nucleotides. RefSeq lists its product as hypothetical. The transcript is spliced from 5 exons. The record is from RefSeq and is a predicted model, not a curated record. The coding region runs from base 1 to 1632 and encodes 543 amino acids. NCBI's taxonomy places the organism in Eukaryota, Fungi, Basidiomycota, Tremellomycetes, Tremellales, Cryptococcaceae.